CGACGCUGACGCCGCCUCCCUGCCUGGAAACCCCGUAGCCUCGCGCUGUGAUACCGUUGGUCGGAGGUGUUGAAAGAAGCGGCGGAGGCAGCAGACGAGCCGCACAGAAAUGAACAACCAGAACGGCGAUGAGAUCGGGAAACUUUUUGUUGGUGGCCUUGAUUGGAGUACAACGCAGGAAACCCUGCGCAGUUACUUCUCCCAGUAUGGAGAAGUCGUCGACUGUGUGAUAAUGAAAGACAAAACAACGAAUCAGUCAAGGGGAUUUGGAUUUGUAAAGUUCAAAGAUCCGAACUGUGUUGGCACAGUCUUGGCCAGUAGACCGCACACACUGGACGGCAGGAAUAUUGAUCCAAAGCCUUGCACACCCCGAGGCAUGCAGCCUGAAAGGACCAGGCCAAGAGAAGGAUGGCAGCCGAAGAGUCCUAGAACUGAAAGCAAUAAAUCUAACAAGGUCUUUGUGGGUGGAAUUCCACAUAACUGUGCGGAAGCUGAGCUGAGAGAAUACUUCAAGCGUUUUGGAGUGGUGACCGAAGUCGUGAUGAUUUAUGAUGCAGAGAAGCAGAGGCCGAGAGGUUUUGGAUUUAUAACUUUCGAGGACGAACAAUCAGUGGACCAGGCUGUCAACAUGCAUUUUCACGACAUCAUGGGCAAAAAAGUGGAAGUGAAACGCGCUGAGCCUCGCGAUAGUAAAAGCCAAUCUCCAGGAGAUGCAGCUUCUAACCAGUGGGGAAGUAGAGGAAUGCAGAAUGCUGCCAAUGGAUGGACAGGACAGCCUGCUGCCACGUGGCCACAAAGCUACAGCCCCCAAGGUAUGUGGAUGCCAGCUGGGCAGACAAUUGUCUUCUCCACAGGCGGUUAUGGGCCUCCUGCAGGCCGGGGUGCUGCUCCUCCACCUCCGCCUUUUUCCUUCCUAGUGUCAGCACCACAAGGAGGAUUUCCUGCACAAGGCUUUCCACCAGGGUAUGCAACACCACCUCCAUUUGGCUAUGGCUAUGGCCCACCCCCUCCCCCUCCUGAUCAGUUCGUCACAUCAGGAGUUCCAACGUCACCUGGAACUCCCGGAGCAGCGCCAUUGGCGUUCCCUCCACAAGGGCAAUCAGCUCAGGAUCUCAGUAAACCCCCUGGUGGUCAGCAAGACUUUGCUUUUAGCCAGUUUGGGUAUGGACAGGACAUGAGUGGGUAUGGACAGAGUUUCACGGACGUAAGCCAACAGCCCCAAUCUUAUACAACAGGACCCACUGCACCAGCAUCGGCAGGCCCGGCCGCUGGGGGAAGUGGCGCGGGACGAGGGCAGAAUCACAAUGUGCAAUUCCACCCUUACAGACGUUAACAUCAGGGAAGCGUAUACACAGAGGAGACUAGAGGAUACAUCCACCUCUGAACUUGUGACAAUCACCUGGUGAAGACACAUCCUGCUAGAGACUUUUGGAGAUUCUAAGUUUGAAGGAGAAGCUGUGGGUGUUUGGACUACAGUUUUUACAUCUUUUUUUGACCCAUCAGCACAAAUAAAGCCAAUGAGUCACUGGUUCCAAACAGGGUUUUCAAAACAUCUGCAGCUUUAACAGAACUCUUCAGGUUUAUUGGUUCAUUUUUGUUUUCCUAUUUUUUGGGGGAAAUAUUUUUUCUGAGCCUUUGUUUUACCAUGCAUUGUAAACUUUUAUGUUUAAAGAUAUAAAGUAUAUACAUUUAAAGAUUGUGAAUUUUUUAAAAGGAAAUUUUCUACUAUGUAUGCAGGUUUAUUUUUUAAUUUAAUUGCAGGGUUUCCGGUGACACUGGAGUUCAGACAACGUUUAACUCCUUGCUUCUGAAUAUAUUUUCCUUAAUUUUAUUUUUGGGGGUUGUGGGUUGUUGAGUGCAAUAAGUCAGCAUCUCCGAGUUACCCAAUGAGUUCCUACUGAGUGUAGUUCUUAAUUUUGUUACUUGACAUGAGGCAAAGUGCAGGAAACAGCCACCUGCUCCAAAGUCACCUAUGUAGAGACUUGAUUUAUGCCCCGUGGCUGUCGCAUCCUUUUUGCAGAUAUUCCAGGGCAAAUGGAGCCAUCUCUCGAUGUAAAUUCCUCAGGCUGAAGGUUUGCAGUGCAUUUUGCACUAACUGGUGAAUACCUCCUGGUUUGAAUAAAGAAAAAAAUCCUUUUGGAUUAAAA
Molecule: messenger RNA, 2147 nt
Organism: Bufo bufo (common toad)
Lineage: Eukaryota; Metazoa; Chordata; Amphibia; Anura; Bufonidae
Gene: DAZAP1
Product: DAZ associated protein 1
Exons: 12
Coding region: 110-1333 (407 amino acids)
Cellular component (GO): cytoplasm
Molecular function (GO): RNA binding
Source: RefSeq, a predicted model, not a curated record